Ostreococcus tauri is the source of this 2121-nucleotide messenger RNA. RefSeq names its product Cation-transporting P-type ATPase. Lineage: Eukaryota; Viridiplantae; Chlorophyta; Mamiellophyceae; Mamiellales; Bathycoccaceae. The record is from RefSeq and is a predicted model, not a curated record. Gene Ontology annotation, cellular component: cytosol. The coding region runs from base 1 to 2121 and encodes 706 amino acids. The transcript has a single exon. Gene Ontology annotation, molecular function: phosphatase activity; magnesium ion binding.
AUGCCGACGUCGGGGCGAGUGGAGAGGCGCGAUUCAUCGAGAGAGAUUCGAUUGAUCGUCACCGACGUGGAUGGGACGCUGUUAAACUCGAGGCAGGAGUUGAGCGCGCGCGCGGCGGCGGCGCUGAGAGACGCGGCGGAGCUCGGGGUGCCGACGGUGGUGGCGACGGGGAAGACGCGCGGGCCCUGGGCUAGGGCGCUGUACGAAGAGCUCGGUGAAGAGAAUAGAAAGAUGCCGGGUUUGUUCAUUCAAGGUCUCGUCGUGUGCGACGGUCGUGGAAUGGUGCUGAAGAGUAGGACGCUAGAAAAGGCGGGCGUCAAAGAUAUUUUGCGCUUUGCCAAGACCCGAGACAGCGUCGUCGUCGCGUUCUGCGGCGAACAGAUCGUGUGCUCCACGAGGAAUAAGUACACGGACAAGGUUUUGGAUUACGGUGAACCCGAACCGUUGGAGUGUGGUGAUUUAUUGGCGAAGAGCGAUGAGUUUGAAGUGAACAAACUGCUCCUCUUCGGCGAAGACGACGCUGUGGCGCGCUUUCGCGCGGAGGCGGAGACAAUCCUCGCGGAUGUGUGCGACAUCACAGUCGCAGUUCCCGGUAUGUUGGAGUUUCUCCCUAAAGGUGCGAGCAAGGGCUCGGCCGUUCGCGACUUGUGCGAGGUGAUGGAUAUCGACUUGGCGGAUGUCCUCGCGCUCGGCGACGGUGAGAACGACAAAGAAAUGCUCAUGUACGCGGGCCUGGGAAUCGCCGUUGGUAACGCGAGUUCUGUAACAAAAUCAAUGGCUGACGUCGUCAUGGAAGAGACGAACGACGAAGACGCCGUGGCGAAGGCUGUGGAAGUGUUUGUGCUCGAGCCGAGGCGAUUGCCGGAUGGCGAGAGUCAAGCGCCUCCCCGUGAGGACGUUAUGAUUGACGCUGGAGCUAGCGGUGAUUGGUUGAGCUCCAGAGCGGAGGCGCUCGACGAAGCUCGAGUCCGCGCCGAAAAAGAGGCGAGAUCUAGGGCUAGACAGAAGGUGAAGUCAGAGAAAGAAAAAGUUGAAUAUAAAAAAUUUCUCGAGCGACAGUCCACUGUCGAAGAGAGGCAAGCGGCGGAGGCCGAGCUCGAGGACGAACUCAUGUCCAAAAUCGUCGCCGAAGAGAAAUUUGUUGGAUUUAUUCGAGCUUUCACUCGAGGCGCGCAGCGCUUCGGUGAGUCUAUCACGCAAGAUUCCAGGGAGGGAGAUGAAGAACAGAUCUCUGAUGACGACCGAACUAAUCUCGCUGAUGUCGAAUCUAUGAAACGGCAACGCGAACGCUUGAUGAAACUGCAAAUUGAAUUUGAAGCUACAAAAGCGGCGCUCGAAGCACAGAAGCGGGCGUCGGGGAACAGUGUACCGAGCGCGAAACCGACACAAUUUGAGGAGGAUCAAGCAGCUCGUGACUUCAUCCGUUCGGAAACUAAUAAGAUCACCGCGCGAACGUCGCUUAAGAAGGCGGCGGCAAAAGCGGCGAAAGAUGCAAAGAAGUCGAACACCAAUAUAGUCGACGUGUUCGCUUCGGCCUUGAAGUCGGUGUCCAACAUUGACACCCCUCAACGGCGAGCCGAGCGCGACGCUGCAAAGUCUCGCCUUCUCGCACUUUUGGUCAACGCCGAUGGCGGACGCGAUUGCGAUGAUGAUACCAUGUCUCGCCUUAUGAGUCAGGUGAAGAUCCUUGAAGCCUCUAAUCCGACGAAGAAGAGCGCCCGGAGCCCGCUGAUGCUCGGACUUUGGAGUUGCGCGUUCACCAACUGUCCACAGAUUCUUGGUACACAGCAAGGGCUGAGCAUGUCUGCGCUGAGGCAAAAGAAUGCGGUGGCCUUCUUCCGCUACAACCUCGAUGCCGCGACUUUCGAAAUCGACCGUGGCUGGCCGAUGCGACGUCUUAGUGGCAAGAUGUCGUACAGAGAUGAUUCGAGUGUUGAGCUCGACAUUCCCAAGGACACCGGCUUGUUUGGGGCGCUCGGGAUGUCGCUGUCGUCUGAGAAACGUAAUUAUACGCGUCUGACUGUGAGCUAUAUCGAUACCGAUUUGAAGAUUUGCCGAGGGCGAAACGACACGAUAUAUAUCUUCGUGAACAACGAUCCCACUUACCGGUCGGAGAACUAA